Lytechinus variegatus (green sea urchin) is the source of this 3022-nucleotide messenger RNA. Its product is annotated as serine/threonine-protein kinase 24-like. The transcript is spliced from 5 exons. The record is from RefSeq and is a predicted model, not a curated record. Gene Ontology annotation, biological process: actin cytoskeleton organization; protein phosphorylation. Lineage: Eukaryota; Metazoa; Echinodermata; Echinoidea; Temnopleuroida; Toxopneustidae. Gene Ontology annotation, cellular component: nucleus; cytoplasm. The coding region runs from base 329 to 1321 and encodes 330 amino acids. Gene Ontology annotation, molecular function: protein serine/threonine kinase activity; ATP binding.
ACAAUUGUCUUUCAUUUUGUCCAUCGCCAUUUGCCGGGGCAAAUUUUGUGCAUGCGGCAGCUUCGGGCUUCCGAUUUGGCAAUUGACCGUCUUUUAUCAUGUUUAUUUUUAUUUGGCUAGCAAUAAAAUUACCCCUUACCGCAUGUUUUGAUCUGGAAAUUGGAAAUUCGAUUAUUUUUCUUUCCAUUCGUGUACAGCAUGGAUACAGCAAUGCAGCAGUGAUUAUAAAUAGCACUGCAUCGUCCUCGAUCACUUGUGUUUUCGUUCCUAUAUACGAUUGGUUUUGUGGUCUUUGCUCAAACAAUUCUAAAAAUCAGAAGGCCGAAUCAUGGACUCCUACUCGCUGUCAAGCAGCUCAUCAAGUCUAAUGAGUGAAAUCACCGAGCUAUUCCCAGAACUGAAGACAACAUGUGAUUCCAUUGAAGUUCUCAACUCUCAUAAGACUAGUGGUGACGACAGUGUUAUUCAGGAUGGAUGUGAGACCGAUGAUGUAUUCGAGAAAAAGUCAUCAUCUUACUCGAACAGACUGCAGGUGCUCAAUGAAGCGGUCAUCAAGAAGUUGUCAUCAAAAGUCAAAUGCCAAAGGCUAACAAUGAAAGAUGUCGGAACAUUUGACAAAUGCAAACGAGUUAAGAAGAUCAACGAUCUGCAAGAGAUUGGUCGAGGAACCUAUGGAAGAGUGCUCUUGGGGCGACACAUCCAGACAAAGAGGGCUCUGGCAAUCAAACAAUCUUGCAGAUCACAAAACCACCACGCGUCCAACGAAAUGGUCAAUGAGUCCAAUGACGCGAUCAGUGCACGGGUACAGAAAGAGGCAGUUGUCCACCUACUUCUAUCCGACAGUCAGUACUUUCCGAGGUUUUUAGGCACGCUCGAUCUCGACAACGACCCUUGCUUGGCAAUAGAAUUUGUUGGAAAUCAAAAGUCAGGAACCGCCUUCUCUCUACUCGAGCCCCCGCCUUUGUCUGUGGCAAACGGCCUCGACAUCGCAGAGGAUGUCGUGCGAGGAAUGAUGGAGCUUCACGACCAAGGACUCCUGCACAACGAUCUUAAGACCGAUAAUGUCCUUCUCGAGAAAAGAGGUCAUAGUUACCACGCUGUCAUCAUUGACUUCGGUAUGGUCAGCACGAUCUCGUCGCCAUUACGGAUGACGGAGCUUCCAGAAGAAUUGAAAGUAGCAUACAUCCACGGAGAGGAGGGUGAUUACGUAGCCCCCGAGGUCGUUCUACAUGGACAGUCAACAUCGAUUUCAUCGGAUGUAUUCUCAGUUGGCAAAAUCCUUGAAGACAUCACAAAAGUUGUAGAAGAUGUCCACUUCUGAAAGAUCUAACAUCCUUAGCCAUCAAAUGCAUGAAGAGGAAUCCACAGUCAAGAUCGGACCUUCCCUUUGUUCUCGAUCAUAUCACUUCCUUGAAGAAACAAGUGGAUCGCCGACAACUUCCACUCUGGAAAAGACUUGUUAAAAAACAUCGAUGAAGAGAAGUUUAACAAAAGCAAAAUCUUUCCGAGCAAAAUAUUUGGACCAUCAAUAUUUAAAAAGAUUUAUUAUGCAGACAUAUAUGAUUGAUAUAUUAUGAAGUCGUACUGGGUACUAUCUAUAAACGGUUCCACGAUGGUUGUCAAGCAAGGAAGUCGGCCAGGGAAUGUUAGCCGACUGAUGAGUUUGCAGAAGCAAAUGGAUUACCUGCAUGAGGAGCGUUCAUAAAAUGACUUGUCAGAAGUUUUAACAUUUUUUCCGACAAGUCCCCAAUAGUUACCAUAGUAACAAUGCUUCUCAGCCAAUCAAAUUCAAGAAAAGAGGUAUGGGGAGCGUUUCAUGAAGGACUUGUAAGACGUUUUAUCCGAUAAGUAGUGAUUUAUCUGACAUUAUAACACUGUCUCUUAGCCAAUCAUAUAAUCAAGGAAGUUGUCAGACAAGACAACUUAUCGGAUGAAAAUGUUAAUGAAACGCUUUUCGGAUCUAAAACCUUUUUGGACGAAAACUAUUGAUGGAAUACCCCUGAUCAACACAAUUUUUACCCGAUAAAUAGUAAUAGAAAUAUUGUAAUUGUAAUUUCGAUUGAUGAUGUAUUUAUAAUAGUGUUUUCAGUGCGCAGGCGCAUAACUUGUUUUUUUUAAUCUUAUUUAAGAAGUAUUUAUUGUUUUCAUUCAUUAUAUUCAUGGGAUAAUAAAAAAAAUCUAGGAUUUUAUGAAUAAGUAUUCUCAUCGAAGAACAUUAUACAGUACACGUUAUAAUAAUCAUUCCGAAAGAUAUGAAAAGUAGAUGGAUUUAACAUAAAUGAUUGAUUCAUUAAAAAAAUCUACAGCAUUUCAAUUUGCCUUUUCUCUGCCAAGUUGAAUAUUUUACAUGUUAUAUUACAUUCAAUAUCAUGUUAUAAUGAUGAGCCAUUAAAUUUUAUGGACUAUCUUUUCAAUUGCUCGCAGUUAUGAGCUAUAGUUGUAAAAAAGGGGAAGUUUUCGAAGUAUGCUAAGAACCAUUCUAAUGUUUUAAAUAUAUAGGACAUUUCUGGGUGACUUUUCUUAAAAAAAAAAAUAUUAAAAUGGGUUAUCGUUAUAUGCAAAGAAAAAACCCGUAUAAUAAUUCUGCGCUUUAUAUGGACUCUUGGGAGCGCUACAUGAAAGCUCUUGCGGGACAUUUUAUCCGACAAGUCCUGUUUUGACAUUUACCAUGGUAAUGGUGCUUCUCAGCAAAACCACAUUCAAGAAAAGUUGUCUGAUCUGACAACUUGUCGGACGAAAAUGUUGUUGAAACGCUCUGGUAAGCUAUGGGAAGCAGAUGUUACACAAAAUCUUAACAUUGUAGGCGCAAUUCAUAUUCCACACAAAGUCAAUUCAUAACUGUCUGAGAAUGGGGGGGGGGGGGAUAGUAAACGCAAAAAGCAUAUAUUUUCGGCUUCUCAUUUUUUUAACACAGACCAUGAAUUAAACUUGACUUCAGAAUACUUGCCAUUUUAUGCUUGAAAUAUUUGACAUUUCUGUGUUACUUAUGGGUAUAUUAUUUAUUAAAUUCAAUAUCACUGCC